AUGGGCUCCGCUGAUCCCUCCAUCUUCGUGUCCAUCCCUUCUUACCGGGAUCCGGAGUGCCAGUACACCAUCCGGGACCUUUUCAGCAAGGCGUUGAAACCCGAGCGGGUGUUCAUCGGCGUUUGCUGGCAGGCGGACCCAGAGGAGGAUGCGGCGUGCUUCCUCCUUGAGCCUCCCAGCCAUCUGGCCUCAAACGUGCGCGUCCUUCCGCUGCAUCACCGAGAUGCACGCGGUCCCUGCUACGCCCGGGCGCGCAUCCAGCAAGAACUCUACCAGGACGAAGAGUACUACUUCCAGCUGGACAGCCACUAUCGCAUGAUCCCGAAUUGGGACGAGGAGCUCCUCAGUCAGCUGGAUCUCUGUCGAAAGCAGAGUGCGCGGCCCAUCUUGAGCACUUAUCCGUCGAGCUACACCCUCCCGGAGGAUUACCAACCGGGAGAAGAAGACCGGGCAAAGCUGCAUCCGGCGAAGGAUCCCAUUGUCCUGUGUGCGAAGGGAUUCGGCGCUGACGGCUUUCUUCGGAUCACCGGGAAGAGCUGCAAAGCCUCCGCGUUCGACGUGCCGCAGCCGGGGAUCUUCUGGGCAGCCGGCUUUUCCUUCUCCUCGGCUGCGAUGCUCCGUGAGGUUCCCUACGAUGUGGAGCUGGAAGACCUCUUCUUCGGAGAGGAGCCCAGCAUGGCCACGCGGCUCUGGACGAGCGGAUUUGAUUUCUUCGCGCCCACAAAGGUGAUCGGAUACCACCUCUGGACACGCAAGCAUCGCCCCGUCUUCCGCGAGCACGGAAGCGAGGAACAGAGGCGACGCGAGAUGGAGUCCCAGCAACGUGUGCGGCAGCUGCUUCGUGGGGAUGCGGACGUGCCAGGAGGAGGUCUCGGCAGUCGCAGGCCUCUCGCGGAGUACGAGGAGCUCGCUGGGCUCAGCUUCGCAAACCGGACGCUUUCUGUCCGAGCUCGGCGAGGUGGCUUUGCGCCGGCGGUCUUCUGUGAUGGCGACCCGGCCUCUACCGUCAACGCAUCGGCGGCGAGCAAAGGUUACGGGGCGCCUGGCGGUGGGCUUCCCACGAACGUUGCGUUGCAGAUCCAAGCCCUUCUGGGCCAGGGCCCAGCCGCGCCUGCGGCCGCCGCCCCGGCACUUGUGGUGCCCACGCUUCCCCUGCAGCCUCCGAGGCUCCUUCACUGCAGGGGCGGCGAGCCGCAGCUGCUAAGGCCCAUGGAGGUCGAGCUGUUGAACUCCCAGGGGUUUCUCUUCAUGGACAGAUUUCUGCAGGAACGGUGCUACGGCCCGUUCUGCAGCCAAUGCCAGCUAGAGCCGGCGGAGGCUUUGGGCGCCGUACGCCGAGGCUUGGCAAAAGCCCGGCUGCGGCCGGCGCGCUUGGGGCGCGGCGAAAGCGUUUGGAGCAGCACAGCGGUUCGCGGCGACGAGAUGACAUGGCUCAGCUCGCCAAAGGCGGCCGACGUGUCAGGCCUCUGGCGCCACGGGCAACGAGCGCUUCAGCGGCGUGCCGGCCGGAGCCAGGAGCCUGGGCGCAAAGAUGCAGGGCAUGUGGCCAAGGCAGCCACAGGUGCCACCUCGGCCACUGAGUACGAUUCCAUCACGGCAAACUUGCAGUCUAUGUUUGCAAAGAAGGAGCCUCGAGCAGACGAGAGGGGCGAUUUCCACGCCACCGGCGAAGAUGCGGUGCUGGCUGCAGACGAGCAAGACCCGGAGUGCUAUGAGGAGUUGGACGUGUUGCUUGUGGCCAUCGCGGCCCUGCGGUGCGAGCUGGAUGAGGCCUUUGGCUUCGGCUGUCGUCGAGUGAGCACCAUGGUGGCUCGGUAUCCGGGCGCUGGGGCACGCUACGCCAGACAUCGAGAUGCAUUGCCAAACCACGACGUGCGCCGGCGGCUCACUGCGGUGUACUAUGCCAACGACGGCUGGCGCGAAGAGGAUGGUGGCUGCCUACGGGCUCACUUUCCUGCAGAGGUGGGCCGACAUGUGGAGGGUGCCCGGCCGAACGACGGCAGCGAGGAGGGUAAGGAGGCAAUGGGUUUAUGA
Messenger RNA from Symbiodinium sp. CCMP2592, 2034 nucleotides. Lineage: Eukaryota; Dinophyceae; Suessiales; Symbiodiniaceae. The record is from the annotation of a GenBank genome assembly.